AUGAAUUAUCUUCUUGGUGUAGUUGGUUUUUUCUUAUCGUCACAUUGUUCAUGUUUGUACAUUGAUUUAACAUAUUCGUUAUCUAAUUCAAAUUCUUAUUUUCCAACCGAAACACGAUUCAAUUUUACAGAAACAACGGCUUUAUGGACAAACGAUAGUUAUUUUUAUUCAUCCAAUACAUUUAAAACGUCGGAACAUAUGGGUACCCAUCUCGAUGCACCGUAUCAUUUUUCAAAUGUAUCAUGGAAAACCGAUCAAAUACCAAUCGAACGUUUGAUGAGUAUUGCUAGUUUAAUUAUUGAUGUUUCAAUACAAUGUAAACAAAAUAAAAGUUAUGAAGUAACAAUAGAUGAUAUAAAAAAGUAUGAGCCAAUCAAUUUAAAAAAGUAUUUUGUUAUAUUAUUCUAUACUGGAUGGACACGAUAUUGGUCGAAUCAAACAGCUUAUGCCGGUCCCAGCUAUAAAGAUAACAGUUCAAAUGGAUUAGAAUUUCCAGGUGUAAAAGACGAAACAGCCGACUAUUUGGUGAACAAAUAUAAUCAGACGUUAGUGGGUGUGGGCAUUGAUACUUUAUCAAAUCGAUGUACGCGUAUUCCGGAUGAUGAAUAUUGGACAUUACUGACUGUGGUUACUUUAGCCAGCACAAAUUCCUCAGCCAACAAUCCUGAAUAA
Messenger RNA from Didymodactylos carnosus, 672 nucleotides. The record is from the annotation of a GenBank genome assembly. Lineage: Eukaryota; Metazoa; Rotifera; Eurotatoria; Philodinida; Philodinidae.